Molecule: messenger RNA, 1545 nt
Organism: Rhizoctonia solani
Lineage: Eukaryota; Fungi; Basidiomycota; Agaricomycetes; Cantharellales; Ceratobasidiaceae
Exons: 7
Coding region: 1-1545 (514 amino acids)
Biological process (GO): cytoplasm to vacuole targeting by the Cvt pathway; autophagy
Cellular component (GO): phagophore assembly site
Molecular function (GO): phosphatidylinositol binding
Source: RefSeq, a predicted model, not a curated record
AUGGAUGAAGAUAUUUUCGACAGUUUCCAAACCGAAACUGUCACGUCUCCUGUGCAAACGCCUGGAGUAUCAAGCGCCAGUGGGCCCGGAUACAGACAAAGUGUGGACUCAACCGGAGACGGAGAUGCGAGUACACCUAAAUGGAGCGGCUAUUUGUUUGUUCAAGUCAAGGACCCCGUGAAGGAGCUCGAUGGCACGAAAGAUGUCUACAUAUCAUACAAAGUUGAAGCCCGUACCAAUUUGCCAACAUUCUCUCAAAGUAAUCCAUCUGCUCGUCGGAGGUUCCAGGAUUUCGUUUUCCUUCGCGAACAUUUGUCAAGAGACUUUCCAGCAUGCGUGGUGCCGCCGUUACCUGACAAGCAUCGGAUGGAGUACUUAACUGGCGACCGCUUUGGUCCUGAGUUUGUCGAAAAGCGUCGCCUCGAUCUCCACCGAUUCCUCGAGCGGUUGGCCCGUCAUCCUACACUUCAACGGAGUACACUCGUUCGCGCGUUCUUUGAGUCCACAGAAUGGAGUGUACAGAUGCACGCUCAUUUGACCCAUCCACCUCAUCCGGAUGACCGGGACCGCUCCCCAGCAUCACCCGCGAAACUACUUGACGCGGUUUCUGACACGCUUCUGAACGCGUUUGCUCGGGUUCGGAAGCCUGAUGACCGCUUUAUUGAUAUGCGCGACUCCGGCGAUAGAUUUAUUGAAGCUUUAACGAUACAAGAAAGACUUUGGGGUCGUAGCAGAUCACGCACAAUAGGCAAGUACAAGCCCUAUCAUCACUCAGAACAGGGCAUGAGAAUUCUGGGGACCGGCUUGUACGAUAUGACCGAGCUAACACUCAAUUCUUUGUUAGAUAUGGCCGCCGAUUACCAUGACCUUGCCGUUGCAGUCCAAGGCCUUGGUUUCUUGGAGUCUGGGAUCACAGACCCGCUCAAUCAUUUUUCCAACACGCUCCUCGAGUUUUCUGCGCUUCUGAAGCACAACGCCCAUGACACGGCCGAUCCUUUAUUAUCUCACUUACACUCCUUACAUCAAUACGCACAAACGCAACGUGCUGUACUUCGUUUGCGAGACCAAAAGCAGUUGGACUUUGAAGAGCUCUCGGACUAUUUAUCUGGAGUAACCGCCGAACGCGAUCGGCUUUCUGCUCUGAUUAGCGGAAGGGCUGGAAGUAGGGCUGGAUUGGGACAAUUUUUGCGAGAGAAGGUCGAUGCUCUGAGAGGUGCGGAUGAUGAUCGGAGCCGUGUGGAGCGGAUGGAUAAAUUGGAUAAGAAAAUAAAAGAGGCAAGCAGGGUAUUUCAUUCUACAUUGCAGGAAGCGCGCUUACACACACACUUUCAGCUCGAAGAGGCUGUUACCAAUGCCAACGAGGUUUCUAACGCGUUUAGUGACGAAACUCUCAAAGAACACGCCAUUUUCCAACAUGCUAAGCGAGCAGAGAUGAAAGAAAUGCUAGGGAAUCUCGCCGACGGCCAAAUCGAGCUGUAUAAGUCGGCAAUGGAGGAAUGGGACCGCAUUAUUCCGAUCCUGCAGCGAAUCCGCGUAGAUGUAUAA